AGCUUUCGAUUUGAAAGGAGAUUACUGAAAACUUCACCCCUCAUGUCGGCGAAUUUGUUAUCUCUUUAGAUGGUACACCAGCCCUCCCGGUGCCCAACAGUUGUUUGGUUUAGUCUCAACCGGCAGUCGUUAUGGCGGAGGACGAGGAUUUCUCACCAAACCUUCUGACAGAGGAGAUGAAACACAGCAAUGGCGACUUCGUGGCUCCUGAUGGGUUAUGCUGGGUGUCAGUUCUGUCCUGUCUGCUGCUGGCUUGUUCUUAUGUUGGCAGUUUAUACGUGUGGAGGAGUGACCUGCCGAGGGACCACCCUGCUGUCAUAAAGAGACGCUUCACCAGCGUGCUAAUUGUGUCGGGUCUGUCGCCUCUCUUUGUGUGGGCAUGGAGAGAAUUCACUGGUGUCAGGACUGGCCCAUCACUGCUUGCUCUCAUGGGGAUACGGUUUGAAGGCCUCAUUCCUGCCAUUGUACUUCCACUGCUGUUAACUAUGGUCCUGUUUUUGGGCCCCCUCAUGCAGUUGGCCAUGGACUGUCCCUGGAGCUUCACAGAUGGGAUGCGAGUGGCCUUUGAUCCGUGGUUCUGGAUGUUGUGUCUCAGUGACAUGCGAUGGUUGAGGAAUCAGGUGGUGGCACCGCUAACAGAGGAGCUGGUGUUCCGGGCCUGCAUGCUGCCCAUGUUGGUACCCUGUGCUGGCCCUUCCACUGCCAUUUUCACGUGCCCCCUUUUUUUUGGAGUAGCUCACUUUCAUCAUGUGAUCGAGUUGCUGAGGUUCAGACAGGGGACGCUGUCAGGGAUCUUCCUCUCUGCAGUGUUUCAGUUCUCCUACACAGCAGUAUUUGGGGCCUAUACUGCUUUCAUCUUCAUCAGAACAGGUCACUUGAUGGGUCCGGUCCUCUGCCACUCUUUCUGUAACUACAUGGGUUUCCCCGCCAUCAGCACGGCCUUGGAGCACCCUCACCGUCUUACUGUCCUCUCCUCCUACCUGCUAGGGGUCGUCCUUUUCCUCCUCUUCCUCUUCCCCUUCACCGACCCCUCCUACUAUGGCCUUCCCACCCCAGUCUGCACCCUUGCCUCCUUCCCUAGCGCCCUCUGCCUCUCUUGAUCCCUACUCCGCUCUCACACACUCCUCUGCUAUUGUGAUGUCACCCUGUGUUGAUGAAGCAGUUGAGUGUAUCCCCCCCUCCUUUUUUUUUUUUUUUAAAUUGAAAGUUAGAGUUCAGGUUCAGUCUAGUUUGGGCUGACAGCACUGACAGCCAUGUGGGCUACAGUGCCAUGGACAGAUGAGGAGCUCUGUACCCAUUUUCUAUGGCCUAUGGACCCUUUAUAUGUCUACAUUUAUAAGACAUAAAUCACUUUAUAGCUGGUGCUUGACCAUAUGUGUAAGUGAGGGUUCGUGUUACUGAGAGUGAACCCAAGACCGUCCGAUUUCAAGGACAGCUUGUUUGUCCUACUCUCUCACCCUAAUAUGUGAUGCUGGUAGUGUUGACACAACACUGAAGAACAAGUCCUCCUCAGAUCCUCUUAAUGCUGGUAGAUCUCAUCCAUUUGUGAUGAAGCAUUAAUGUACCUUUUUGGUGUACUCAUUUUCCACUUGGCCUGCUUAAUCUUUUUAAAGGAUGAUUCUGGUUUAUAAUAUCUUAUAUCUUAUUUUCAAGGAUUUGGUGGUCAUUUCUAUAACAAAUAAUAAAAUCUCCUAGAAAUUACCUGGAAACAAGUAACAUAAAAAAACACUGUUAAAAGUAUAGUACAAUAGGUUUUAAACAAAAUACCAGAUAAAACAAAGGUGCGCAAUAAAAUUAUCUGUUAUUGUAAACAUUUACCUCUGGACCUUUUAAUUUUAUCAGAAAGUCAAUCAAAUAUUAGAUUGCGUUUUCAGGAACCCAUGUCAUGAAACUGGUUUCUUCAUCUAAUAAAAAGUCCAAAACCCCAAAACAUUUGGUUUAAAAAAAAAAAAAAAAGGAAACUUUUAUCCAAAACUGUUGCACUGCGAGACACACAUGGUUUAGUCAGCCAUAAACAUUCUAAGACAACAUUCAGACAGUGUCAGAAAUGUAGGACCAAGUUCUCACAGUGUGACUGCUGCUAAUCCACUGACUGUGAACCAAAUAAUCAGUAGAUCAAUUUUGAAUAAGUUUUAAGUAAGGAAAACCCACAAACACACAAACCAAAAGAUAUUUUUGUGACACUGGCAAAGAAGAAAACUAUGCAGAGCUGCAUUUGUAGAACAGGGGCAGGCCACAUUUAUGACACGAGCUGAUAACGUGCUUCUGCUUUAAUAAACUUCUUUCAAUUUGAAUUAUUGCACAAACCAACCAAGUUUGCCCCUCCUUAGACCUCUGAUAGUAGGUACACACCACUGCUAACUGGGAGCACCUCACAGGCUGAAUAAUGUUGUCCAGCCAUAACAAUUUUGUCCUUUUUACACCUGUUUCUUCCGACUCCAAAAUGUCGACUGUGUGACCUGACUGUUCCUUAAGCAUCUAAUGUAUCCGAGACCUUGCCGUGUGCUCUUGUUGAGAUAAUCUUAUUUGCUUCAUUUGUGAGUGGUCAUACUUGUCUGGCUCAUUUUGUUGACUUGUUUCAGAUUUGGUUUGUUGUUUAACUGAGCUGAACAACUGGAUCUACAAUUUUAGCCUCUCACAGACGUACUGUAUGAACAUGAGAGAACAGAUAUACCAAAAACAUUUGAGGCCAUUCAAGAGUGGCCUGCACUCAUUGCUUUUUAUGUAAGCUGUUAGAAUACAGCACAGAAACACUGGUGAUGUCUUAAAAUACAUCAUCUUAGUUUGAAGCAACAGGAUAGAAUGCUAUUCUGUUGUUCAGAAAAGUAUCUGUCUCAGUCAAUCUUUCUGGCUACUGUUUUAUAACUAAGGAAGGAUAUCAGUAUUGGCCUAAAAAUCUAGUAUCAACUCUAAAUAUUAUAGACAUUUCAGUGCUCACUUUGAGUUAUCACUCGAUAGUCUUACGAAACAGUUGACAUGUUUACAGUUUGCCUAACUGCAUGUAUGUUUUUGCUAACUUAAUUACACAGACCUUCCCCAAGGCCAAUUGUCUAGUCUUCUAUAUGUGAUUUUGCAACUCAAACCAAAUCCACAAAGAAAAAAAAAAUGUUUAAUGAAAAUUAGCUUGGUAGUCUUGGUGUAGUCCAGGUCACAGACACACAAGCAAACCAACAAAUAGUAAUAAAAACAUACCUUCCCUGGUAAAGGUUUAAAAUCCAGAACUGUGGACAUCUGUUUCCUGACAGCUCUGGAAAACAUAUCAGGUUAGGUUGAGACCAUUUUGUUGUGUACAGCUGUAGGGAAUUAGAGUCAGGUUUGGUUAUUAUCAAAUAUAAUUUUUUUGCACAAGCACGACAAGCCAACAAUCAGAAACCCGUUGUUUUGGGCUUUAAAUUUAGCUAUGCCAGUUGGAUCUAAAAGAAGAUGAUAAAUCCUGCAUUUGGUUCCCAGUUUUACUUUGUUUUAGUUUGUACCCAGUUUUGAUAAACCAGAAUUAUCCUUUAAUGCUAUUAGUGUCUCCUGAGGAAGGCAUGGAAAGCCUUGUUUUCAGCACUGGGUUGCUGAAAAAUACAGUGUUUCCAGUGAAGAAAGAAAAACUUAGCAUGGCUAACGGCUGCACUGUGUUCUGCUCUAUAGAGGCUCAUGGAGUUGUUGCUAUCUUUGACUCUUCUGUGUGGAAUUACUCUCUAUAAGACUGUUGAAUGGCAAAUAGCCCUACUGUAGCUACACUGGAGGAAAGGAGCGUUCAUGUGAGGCCUUAUUGUGAUGUUGACUUAGGAAAAAUACACCAUAAGACAAAAUAGUCCCCGGAAUGUGAUCUACAAUACUUAGUUGUUUUAAAUGUUAUGGGCUUGUUUUUACCAGCUAUCUUUAUCUGCAUUCAGACACCAGAACUCAUUUUAAAAAAAAAAUAUUGCAGAGAGUUAUUGUGCUUGAAUAUGCCAGUGUCAAGCCCCUUUCAGACAUGCACUCUUAUCUGUUAUAACGGCAACUGAACAUGUCGGCUUCAUGAGCGGUGGCACACCCUGGUCACUUUUCUGUAAAAGUCCCGGCAAAAAUCUAGCAACUACCUACCAACACUUCCGCAACACUUUCAACACGGCACAACUCUGAGCUGCACCCAGUCACAGUAAUGGAAAGGCAUGCACAAGCGAUCGUACGUUUCUUCACAUGAGACAGAUGAACUGUCACACACAAAAACACAGUGUAGUUUGUUGCUUCCGGCUGAGUUUAUUAAGCAACUGCAGCAUCAGGAUCCAUGUGAUCCAUACUGUUGCUCUCCCCAGCAUUAUGGGAAGUAUGUCUGAAUGAAGCUGUUAGGAAGGUUAACAGAAAUGUGACUUAUGUCUGAAUGAUUGAAUGCCCUCACUAUAAGCGAUUGAUGAAGGCAGCAAUGAUACAGAUGAGGAACAUUACUACGAUGAUGUUACGGAUGGCUUAAGUAUAGAAAUGUAUCAAAGGUUAAACCUCGGCAGGUGGGUGAUUGGGUAACUUAGGUGGCUGGUACUGUUCUUAAUGCUGGAAACAUACUCUGUUUAAGUAUGCAUAUGGCAAACUAGGUAUGCAUGGCCUAAUUGUGCUGUUAUAUACCUGUGACACAGAAUGGUCCCAAGCAUCAUCAGUCUCGGUAUCAGCAGACAUAGCAUUCACUCUGGCUUUGGUUUGUGUCCUUGCAUUUUUUAGUCUUAAAGAUGGAGAUUGUUUAUAUUGUUAAACCUCAGUUGCUAAUUGCUUUUCAUUCCAUUCUCAGCUUCUUGCCAUAGGAUCUUGUUAAACCUGUUUAAAUGCGGUUCUUUUCUAUCUGAGGCUGUCUCUUAGACAGUGUGCCUAAAGACUGAUCAGAUCUCUUCCUGCUUAGUGCUACCAUUCUGUUUAGCUUCAGUUAUGUAUUGCUGCCAACUGAAUGGAGCAGAAUACCUCAACACUCAAGAGAAGCAGGAGGCUUGAAUGCAGCUUUGCUACAAACUGUAGAGACUAGAUAAAUCGCUGUUGAAAAAUUAUUUCACUCUCACCUGCACAGCAGUGAUAAAAUUUGCAGUAGUCAUGUGUCAAAGUUGAACUAUGAAGUACCAUCAGAAAGACGGGUUUAUUGAGUCAUGCUGAGAUUCAUUUAUUUUUUCACUUCCGGUUAAGUAGUUUAGAAAAUCUGGUCGACUUUAAGGUUGACUUCUUAGUCAUUAAAUGUAAUUAAGUUGAGAUGGUGGCCAAAACUAAGAGUCAAACGUUUAAAAAAAGGAAAGCGUGUUCCUUUAGUGAGGGCUCAGUUCUAGCAGAUUGCACCCAAUGUCUUGCAGGUUUCUAGAGUGACAUCAGGGUGUGUCGCUGACUUUUGAUUGACACAACCGUCUGGUGUCCUUGCUGUGAAAACAACUGGACAGUAUAUUACAAUUAAUAUAACAAUUUCUUUAUCUUCACUAGCUAAAAUUAUUCAUAGCUGGCGAGAUCUAAGGUGCCUCUGGGAGUGACAGAAAGAACUUGAAAUGGCAGAAACACUCUAUAAGCUAUACUCGUACUGUGAAGAAGAAAAAGUGGGCUGCUUGGCUCUUGAGCAAUAAAUCCGAUGUAAGGGGAAUGUUUGGAUUAAUUUCCUAUUCUCUGGAUGAAAUUGGGCCAUAUCUGUAUAUAGAUUGUUUUGGUCAGUGAAAUGAUUCUUGUCAAGUUUACAAACCUUUGGCAGAUACGGCAACGAGAGUAGUGCUGUACCUCCCUCAAGUGGCUAGCAGAGGGCACCAGAGUAUCUUGAAAGAGGCAGAGCUGCUGUGGACUGAACCGAGGCCGUCUCUAUUCUGUUUAUCAGCCCGUCUGACAUCAGUCAUCCGUCACUGGAAAACCAAUUCACUCUAACUUAUUUUUCUUUUAGCUUCUACACAAUUAUGCCCCAGUAGAGAAGAUUGAUACAGAGGAGCACUGUUUAAACCCCGUGGUUAGACUGUGACUGAUGUUAAUAUCCUAUUUAACAGUUUGAGAGCAGUUUGUCUUCAUUGUGUCUCCCAUGUUCUCUUCUUCUCUGCUUGCUGCUCUUAAGUCAAGACAGUUAAAUGCUGUGCUUUCAGUUUUUAGGCAUGUUGUCUUACACAGAACAAACAAACACAUUUAGGCAAGGCAUUUUAAAUUUGUAGUAUAGAAAUGAUCCUAUCUGUCUUUUCAACCUUUUUAAAGCCACUGUGGAAAUGUAAAAAAACAGGCCAAUUCCUCUGAAGAUUUUAUUUAUGCUAAUUUGUGUAUGUCGCGAGCCAGCAAGAGUCAUGGCAUUUUCGAAUUCUGCACAUAGUUACACAUAACUACAUCAAGUAAAGUGACCUCACUGGACAUCUGAGAGAAAGGUUGAGAAAUGAUCCUCCCAAACUGCUUGGAUAUGCUAUCACAUAUGCUAAUAUCAAAUCUACAGACGUCAUACUAGCUGCUGGUAGUGCUGACAGCAGUUUCUUUAAACAUUUCGGCUAUUCCUUUUACUGUCUCGUAAAGAAAGUUAACAGUAAUGUGUGAUCAUGUGUUGUUCCAGCACAGGCUCUACAGUCAAACUACACACUCCACAUGUUAUUUCUUUGCAGUCCGUCACUGAAUCACUCAGAGUACUUGUUCCUUUGUUCCUAGCCACUGACCUGACAUGUCGGGACAUUUGAAAGACGAUCAGACUGAACUCGUUUUACUUUUACUGCUGUAUAAAGAAAAACACUUCCUCAGCCAACAAUCCCACAUGAGUAUUUGCUGCUGAAGAUGCAGAACCUGCUCAUGUGUAACAAUAUGCAUAGAGCAGCAUUGACAGAGACUGCAGAUUCUAUUUUUGCAAAGCUUAAGCAGCGCCGUUAUUUUCAUAUAAAACACCCAGAGGAAGAUGAAUUUCAAAUGUACAUUUUCAGAACUUGUUAAAUAUGAGACAGCUGGUGAAACACAACUCCACAGAUGUUUAUAUUGAGCACUAUAUUUUGUAAUCAGAUCUAUUUUGGUGACAGGAACAGAGUGUACAGGUAUGUGCAUGUAUUUUAUGCUCGCUGUGUUCCACUUGUUGCACAGUUCAAGUUAGAGACUUCAGAACCAUGUUUUAGUAUGACAAUCUUUUACAGGAACUUUGGAAUCACUGCAAAAUAUCUAUUUGUAAAUAAAGAAUGUCGUUUUAUAUAUCUGCCAA
Messenger RNA from Stegastes partitus (bicolor damselfish), 7129 nucleotides. It is a transcript of the gene rce1a, whose product is annotated as Ras converting CAAX endopeptidase 1a. Gene Ontology annotation, biological process: CAAX-box protein processing. The record is from RefSeq and is a predicted model, not a curated record. Gene Ontology annotation, molecular function: metalloendopeptidase activity. Bases 132 to 1100 code for a protein of 322 amino acids. Gene Ontology annotation, cellular component: endoplasmic reticulum membrane. NCBI's taxonomy places the organism in Eukaryota, Metazoa, Chordata, Actinopteri, Pomacentridae. The transcript is spliced from 9 exons.